This is a messenger RNA of Phyllopteryx taeniolatus (common seadragon), 3856 nucleotides long. RefSeq names its product DDHD domain containing 2 (gene ddhd2). Bases 247 to 2634 code for a protein of 795 amino acids. The transcript is spliced from 20 exons. Gene Ontology annotation, molecular function: metal ion binding; protein binding; triacylglycerol lipase activity. NCBI's taxonomy places the organism in Eukaryota, Metazoa, Chordata, Actinopteri, Syngnathiformes, Syngnathidae. Gene Ontology annotation, cellular component: COPII-coated ER to Golgi transport vesicle. The record is from RefSeq and is a predicted model, not a curated record.
AACAAAAUAAUGUCAUUAAUCAAUAAUGAAAAUAAUGUAUUUUUUAACAAUAACGGAUCACAUAUAAUAGUCAAAUCAACUUGUAGUUUUCAAAUUCCAGAGACUACCUAAAGGUAGCACCACUGACAGUAGUCCGUCCUUGGCUAAUGGAUAAGCUAACUAGUCCGGGCUAGCAAAAUAACAAAUACGAAGCCUCUUCUGUUUUGCAUUUUGGACGUUGUCGCAGGUCAGGAUAAGGUUGAUUUAAUGUCCCUUAGUCCUGUUGACCAGGGGCGUCUAUCUCAGACUGCCAAAGACGAAGACCAGCUGAACAGCUCUGGUCAGGCUGCGACUGCAGAGAACACACAUGUGGACCAGGUGUUGCCAGUUGUGGACAAAGCCUCUCCCGGUUCGACUUCAUCCUUUGAGAUGCUCGACAUGGAGCCUGUCCGGCCUCCUUACCAAAAAGUGCAGCCUCAUUGGUUCUUCUACAAACAGGGCGAUGACAAUGUACUCUGGCUCCCUUUUAGCAGAGAAGACUCAGACAAAUUAGAGAAUGCCGACAAUGCAAGAGGCAACGAGGAGGUGGUUGUGGCUGUGGAGGGUGAGCGCUAUGAUGUACAUGUCAAGGAGAGAAAGCGCUAUCCUGUAUACUGGGAACAAGCUCCGACUGAAGUUCGCCGCUGCACGUGGUUCUUCAAGGGAGAUAAAGACUUAAGGUUCAUGCCAUACUCUGAAGACUUCAGCAACAGUCUGGAGGAUGCCUAUAUGAUCGCCGUUACUUUAGAUGAGUGGAAAAGGAAGCUCGACUUUCCCACGGGAGAGACGGUCAUUUUACACAAUCCCAAGCUGAUAAUGCACUACCAGCCGUUAGGAUUUCAGGAAGACUGGGUCUCCUCGCCAUCUGAGAACACCCGUCCUAGAACAGUCAAACGUGGCAUAAACAACAUCCCUGUAGAAAUACAUGAUGGUGAACCAGAAAAGGUGGACCAUCUUGUUUUUAUGGUCCACGGCAUCGGUCCUGCAUGUGACUUGCGCUUCAGAUCCAUUAUACAGUGUGUGAAUGACUUCCGUAGUGUGUCACUGUCCUUGUUGGCUUCUCAUUAUAAGAAUGCUCAGUCAGAGGGCAAGGUUGGAAAAGUGGAGUUCCUCCCAGUGAACUGGCACAGCGCUUUACAUGGAGAUGCCACCGGUGUGGAUGAGGACAUCCAUAGGAUCACUCUGCCCAGCAUCAGCAGACUGAGACAUUUCACCAAUGACACCCUGCUAGACUUGUUUUUCUAUAAUAGUCCCACGUACUGCCAGACCAUAGUGGACACAGUCGCCUCAGAGAUUAACAGGCUACACACUCUCUUUAAGAAGAGACACCCCAAGUUCAAGGGAGAAAUUUCUGUCGUGGGUCAUAGCCUCGGUUCAUUGAUCCUGUUUGAUAUGCUGACCAACCAGAGAAGUGGUUCCGAAUCUGCAAGAGAGGAGGUGCUGUCUGAUGACCUGUGUGAUCCCGAACAUGAUACACUGGAACAGACUCUCACCCGACUGGGGCUGCAGCAAUACUCACCCACAUUAAAGGCAGAAAACUUGGACCUAGAAUCCCUGGCUCUUUGCCAAGAAAAUGACCUCAAAGAUUUAGGAAUUCCUCUUGGACCCCGAAAGAAGAUUCUGAAAUAUGUCAGGAGAAAAUGUUUUUCAGAGGAUAACAAAGCUGGACGCCUGGCUUCAGUGCUGGAAGGUUCUCUUGGCAGUGAGGGCAACGCUAACCAGUCUCCAGGAUCUGCAGUCAAAAAGGGCCAGUUCCUCAGAACACAGUCCAUCACCGGCGCUGUAGAUUAUGAAUAUUUCAACAUGGGCAUCGGACAGACCAGUGGAAGCCUAGCCAAGGGACAGGUAUCCAUCGAUUACCCACAGCUGGCGUUCCAGCCACAGACCUUUUUUGCGUUUGGAUCCCCCAUUGGAAUGUUUCUAACUGUCCGUGGACUUAAACGAAUCGAUCUCAACUACAGCUUCCCAACCUGCGAGAGCUUUUAUAACAUCUAUCACCCGUUUGAUCCUGUAGCUUACCGGAUUGAGCCCAUGAUUAUUCCAGAAGUUGAUCUGGAACCAAUGCUAAUUCCGCACCAUAAAGGCCGUAAGAGGAUGCACUUGGAACUGAAGGACAGCUUCACCCGCAUGAGCAUUGAUUUAAAGAAUAAUGUCCUGGGAUCAUUACGGACAGCUUGGCAGUCACUUUCCAGACCUGUUGCUGCACUGCCCCCAGUAGAUGAAGGAAAAACUACAACAGAGGGAACUCUUCAGGAGACGCAAGCGUUGGCUGCAGUUUGCGCUUCUGGUCAGAGGGAAGAAAAAAGUGGUGACUUUUGGACUAAAAUAUUGGAGUGGCCCAGGGCCCUUCAUAGGCAUUACUUCCAAGGCGAGAGCGAGGAGGCGGAAUCGUCCGUAUCAACGGAGCAGCCGCAGCAGGCAGAGCAAGCGCAAAUAAAAGUGGGCAUGUUGAAUGGAGGGCGACGGAUCGACUUCGUGCUUCAGGAAAAACCGAUAGAGAGCUUCAAUGAAUAUUUGUUUGCCAUUCAGUCUCAUCUUUGCUAUUGGGAAUCCGAGGACACCGCUCUGCUGCUGCUGAAGGAGAUCUACGACAAACUGGAUGUGACAUUGGAUUAGACUCAACAGUCAUUUGAUUUUCCUCAAUAGACCCCACUUCAGUAACCUGAGAGCAGGAACACGAAGGUUGCGCAAACCUCCUCCAGAAUCUGAGAGUGGAGUCUCUUUUGGUCAGGUGAUCUCUGGUCGGAUAUGUCAGUCAAUAUUUCCUUCGUCUCACAAGUGGGGUCGCUCGGUGUCUACUUGUUGAUUCUCCUGUCAUGAUACGCAAUUGCACUUUUCUUGUCUAGUUUCCUUACCGUGCACUUUCACUGUUAUCAGCAUAACAUGCGCACAACUGUUAAAAAAAUAGUACGGAAGAUUUUAUGUUAUUAUGACCACAAAUGUGUUGGGUUGCUGAAACACGAUUUAUAAUAAGAGUUCAAGGGAGUGCUCCCUUAUGCUCUUAGCUUUUUAUACACCGCAAUUCAUUUUGUUCUGAUUGACUGAAAUACUUGUUUUGUGGAUUCGCCAAGGUUCUCUUCCUGCUCGCCCAAAGAAACCAAAAGCUGCUGCCCUCAUAAUGUGCAAUUUCGCAAAAAUGCCGACGUAAUGUGAUUUUCAUUUGCGCUUUAUUCUUUUUAUUUCCCUUCCAUCAUAUCCACACGUGUGUGUGUAAAACAUUGAAUCCUGAAUCUAUUUUAAAAGUCUGCUCUUAACAUAUAAUACUGUAUAAUACCAAGAGUGGCGGAGAAGUUUGCUGAACUCGGUUUGAUCAUGUCCAGGGCCAAAUUGUGUUUCUCUUCUGCUGUCCUUUGUAUCAAGGGACUGUCAAAUUAAGAAUUUGCCUCUGCGUUACACGUACAGCGCGCUUACGUUUGACCAUCUCAACAUUUUGCAAAAUGUUCACAAAUAUGUGCAGAAGUAGGAUCGUUGUCACUGUCGUAUAGAUAAGAGCUUAAUCAACACAUGAACCCAAAUUUUAAGAUGCUCAAAGGUAACUGUCAGUUUUUAUUCAAAUCCAGAAGUUCUCGUUCACCCUCUCCCAGCCACCUUACCAACUAGACUGAUACUCUUGUUUUUGUUUUAACCAUAUCAGUGAAACGUUUGAUCACACAUCUAUUUGUGUGUCAAAGGAUAUUCUGCACUCUCCAAAGAUGCACUGAUCAUGUAUUAUGCUGUAUGAUUAUACUUGACAACUCCUCUGCUUAUGCCAUGCACCCUUGAUUUAUGGUGAUGCGCACAAAAAUAAUGGCUCUUUAUACCACUUUUGUGUGCCAUAAUAAAACAAUGUCUUCACAGA